Molecule: messenger RNA, 558 nt
Organism: Pyricularia grisea
Lineage: Eukaryota; Fungi; Ascomycota; Sordariomycetes; Magnaporthales; Pyriculariaceae
Exons: 3
Coding region: 1-558 (185 amino acids)
Source: RefSeq, a predicted model, not a curated record
AUGAUCAAAACCAAACAGAGUUAUCCUCAAAGCAAGGCUGCGAGACCCAACAGACCCGAAAGCCUGGAAACGCUGCGUUUCUCUCCAGAACUUGAUGGCGGACUCGAUUGCUCAGCUGCAGGCACGGCGGUGGGGGAAGAGUCGCCGCUGACGAUCCGGACUUGUUCCACAACCAAGUUCGUCGAGUUGAAGCAGUUAGAUACGGUCACAGGGGGCACCUUUGAGCUGUCAUCCGUAAACUCGACGUCGGCGCACUGCGUCGCGGGAAGGUCAUUGGAAUACGCCGGCGCACCAUGGAUAUGGGUCUGGACGGCCUGGAUGGACGCCUUGUCGCCAGCCUUGAGCCCCAACCCUUCGGGCAGCGGCAGGUGUGGAAUACAAAAGGUCCCCGGGAAAGGGUUGUCGCCGGCGGGCCCGCGGAUGCGAAAGACUGACGUGAUGGGCUGGGAGCAGUUGCGCGGCUCCUCGCCGACGCAGAGGUUGAUGUACCACAGCGACUCGGAGUGGCCGCGGAACCAGCCGGGCUGGGCCGCAAAGGCGCCUCCGGUCAGCGGGUAG